AUAAUCCCAAGGAAAAUACCGAAAGAAGGUGAAAAAUUUUGGAACUCCACGGUGAAAAAGGCGAGGAAACAUGCCAGGCUCAGGAGCAGACCCAAAGGGAGAAGAUUUCUCAACCGCCAUCCUGAAGCAAAAACACAGACCCAACAGGCUGAUCGUGGAUGAAGCCCUGAACGAAGACAGCAGCAUCGUCAGCCUGUCACAGAACAAGACCGAAGAGCUGCAGCUCUUCCGCGGGGACACCGUGGUGUUGAAAGGACGAAAACGGAGGCAAACUGUGUGCAUCGUCCUGACCGAUGAGACCUGCGGGGUUGAGAGGAUACGGAUGAACCGAGUGACGCGCAACAACCUGCGUGUUCGGCUCGGCGAUGUCAUCAGCAUCCACGCCUGCCCGGAUGUCAAGUAUGGAAAAAAGAUCCACGUCCUCCCCAUCGAAGACACCGUCGAGGGCCUGACGGGGAACCUCUUUGAAGUUUUCCUCAAGCCGUACUUCCUGGAGGCUUACCGGCCCAUACACAAUGGGGACGUCUUUUUGGUGAGGGGGAGCAUGAGGGCUGUGGAGUUCAAGGUGGUAGAGACGGACCCCAGCCCUCACUGUAUCGUGGCCCCAGAUACCGUCAUCUACUGUGAAGGAGAGCCGAUCAAAAGAGAGGAUGAAGAGGAGAGUCUGAAUGACAUCGGCUACGAUGACAUCGGAGGCUGUCGAAAGCAACUGGCUCAGAUCAAAGAGAUGGUGGAGCUUCCUCUCAGACAUCCGGGACUCUUUAAGGCUAUAGGAGUUAAGCCCCCCAGAGGUAUCCUGCUUUAUGGCCCUGCAGGCACAGGGAAGACCCUGGUGGCUCGAGCUGUAGCCAAUGAAACUGGGGCCUUCUUCUUCCUCAUUAAUGGUCCGGAGAUCAUGAGUAAGUUGGCAGGAGAGUCAGAAAGCAACCUAAGGAAGGCGUUUGAGGAGGCGGAGAACAAUGCUCCAGCCAUCAUCUUCAUUGAUGAGUUGGACGCCAUCGCUCCCAAACGAGAAAAGACUCACGGGGAAGUGGAGAGGCGUAUUGUGUCGCAGCUUCUGACGCUGAUGGACGGCUUGAAGCAAAGAGCCCACGUGGUUGUCAUGGCAGCAACAAACCGACCAAACAGCAUCGACCCCGCUCUUAGGCGCUUCGGCAGGUUUGACCGUGAGAUUGACAUUGGAAUCCCAGAUUCGACUGGAAGACUGGAGAUCCUGCAGAUCCACACCAAGAACAUGAAGCUGGCCGACGACGUCGACCUGGAGAAGAUAGCUACAGAGACCCAUGGACACGUGGGCGCCGACGUCGCUGCUCUGUGCUCAGAAGCUGCUCUGCAGGCCAUCAGAAAGAAAAUGACGCUUAUAGACCUGGAGGAUGAAACCAUCGACGCCGACCUGCUGAACUCGCUGGCCGUCACCAUGGACGACUUCCAGUGGGCACUGAGUCAAAGCAACCCUUCAGCUCUGAGAGAGACGGUGGCAGAGGUGCCUCAAGUCAACUGGGAGGACAUCGGAGGACUCGCCGAGGUCAAGAGAGAACUUCAAGAGCUUGUUCAGUACCCUGUUGAGUAUCCUGACAAGUUCCUAAAGUUUGGGAUGACCCCGUCCCGUGGCGUUUUGUUCUACGGCCCUCCGGGUUGUGGGAAGACGCUCCUGGCAAAGGCCAUCGCCAACGAGUGCCAGGCGAACUUUGUCUCCAUCAAAGGGCCCGAGAUGCUCACCAUGUGGUUUGGCGAAUCCGAGGCCAAUGUCAGAGACGUGUUUGAUAAGGCCAGACAGGCAGCCCCCUGCAUCUUGUUCUUUGAUGAGUUAGACUCCAUUGCCAAAUCCAGAGGUGGAGGAGCUGGGGACGCAGGUGGUGCAGCGGACAGAGUCAUCAAUCAGAUACUCACAGAGAUGGACGGCAUGUCCGACAAAAAGAACGUUUUCAUCAUUGGUGCAACAAACAGACCGGACAUCAUUGAUCCGGCCAUCCUGCGACCGGGCCGACUGGACCAGCUCAUCUACAUCCCGUUGCCAGACAAGCCUUCUCGCACAGCGAUCCUUAAAGCCAACCUGCGCAAAUCACCUGUUGCAAAAGACGUGGACCUGGAAUUCCUGUCUGGGAUCACAGAGGGAUUCUCCGGAGCCGACCUGACGGAGAUCUGUCAGCGGGCCUGCAAACUGGCCAUCCGGGAGGCCAUCGAGGCCGAAAUCAAGGCGGAGCGCCAGAGACAGAGCCGACCAGGCAUCCCUAUGGAUGAGGACUUCGAUCCGGUCCCAGAGAUCAGGAAGGACCACUUUGAAGAGGCAAUGAGGUUUGCUCGCCGUUCUGUCAGCGACAACGACAUUCGCAAAUACGAGAUGUUUGCUCAAACUCUGCAGCAGAGCAGAGGAUUCGGAAACUUCAGGUUCCCCUCUGCUUCCGGUACCCGCUCUGGACAUCAGGACUCGGGUUCUGGGUCAGAGAGUCAGUACAGAGAAGAAGGGGGUGACGAUCUCUACCAGUAAAAUAAAGCUUCACAAUCCUUAAAGGAAUGCAUAUCGCC
Messenger RNA from Nematolebias whitei (Rio pearlfish), 2526 nucleotides. RefSeq names its product zgc:136908. Gene Ontology annotation, cellular component: nucleus; VCP-NPL4-UFD1 AAA ATPase complex; cytosol. Gene Ontology annotation, biological process: autophagosome maturation; mitotic spindle disassembly; retrograde protein transport, ER to cytosol. The transcript has 18 exons. The record is from RefSeq and is a predicted model, not a curated record. Lineage: Eukaryota; Metazoa; Chordata; Actinopteri; Cyprinodontiformes; Rivulidae. Gene Ontology annotation, molecular function: polyubiquitin modification-dependent protein binding; ATP binding; ATP hydrolysis activity. The coding region runs from base 71 to 2488 and encodes 805 amino acids.